Esox lucius (northern pike) is the source of this 1199-nucleotide messenger RNA. It is a transcript of the gene camk2n1a, whose product is annotated as calcium/calmodulin-dependent protein kinase II inhibitor 1a. The transcript is spliced from 2 exons. Gene Ontology annotation, biological process: negative regulation of protein kinase activity. Bases 300 to 536 code for a protein of 78 amino acids. The record is from RefSeq and is a predicted model, not a curated record. Gene Ontology annotation, molecular function: calcium-dependent protein kinase inhibitor activity; protein kinase binding. NCBI's taxonomy places the organism in Eukaryota, Metazoa, Chordata, Actinopteri, Esociformes, Esocidae.
AUGAUCCCGGGAUCUCCCACUUUCCUCAUCAGACUUCAUCGAGCAACACAUGCGAACAGACCGUCCCUCCUCUGCUCUCCUUUCAAACAGCGACACAAGAGCCUUCUACUAACCCUUACCACUACGCUUCAAACCGGACCUUCACAGAAGCCACGAAGUUAAUUUCCAAACGGAUUUCCACCGGAAAGUUCGACAAGUGCAAUUACCAAGUUAAGGAUUUCUGCGCUAUACCGACAAUAGCAGCCGACUUUAACACGUUUUUUCACCGCUGUAGAUCCGUCAGUCUCAGCUGUGCUAUAAUGUCCGAGGUACUCCCGUACAGCGAGGGGAAAAUGAACGGCUAUGGAGACAGCGAGGCCAGCCAGAUGUCCUUUAGCUGCGGACUACAAGACACCAAUUCGUUCUUCGGAGCGUCGCAAGCGAAAAGACCCCCAAAGUUGGGACAGAUUGGCAGAGCCAAGAGAGUUGUCAUCGAAGACGACCGAAUAGACGAUGUCCUAAAGGGGAUGGCAGAAAAGUCGUCACCUGCCGUUUAAAGAUAAGCGAUGCCUUGCAGACUUUUUAUUUUGAUCACCGAUUUGAAACACUUGUCGGCUGUGCAUGUUCGAGGAUUGUAGGAGAAACGAUGGCACGAAGCGAAGACAAGGGGAAGGAAAGGAAUGGAAAGAAAGAUGUGAAGAUUGGAUGAGAAAGCAGAGGAAGAGUUUGAGGAAGACUCCGGAAAAGACCGAGAUUUAUCGUGGGGAUGCUGGCAAUUCUCUAAACGAAACCCGACUUUAACUUCUGCUGAGCAGCGUGAUGUUGAGAUGGCGGACCCAGCUCCAUGUCUCAACCUCUGGCUGCAGACUACUGAUGGAUGAACUUGCCAUUACUUUAUGACCAUCCUCUUCCAAAAGCGCCAUAAGCAACAAAAAACUACAACUGGUGGCUGAAUCUCAUUUCAAGCUUUAUUUCUAUAGUAUACAGGUCUACAGUAGCCUACCUAAGCUCGAACACCAUAGGCUAUUCCCUACACGCUUUGCGUUGUUGAUAACAAUCGGCGACGUCGCAUUCAAGGGAGCUGUCCUUUUCAGCACUGGUCGAACAUAGAGAAUGCAUUCCGAUUGCUGCUAAAGCUUUUUAAUACAGACCAACCAAACACUGAAGUCCAGUAACUAGAAGAGACCCAUUGUAUGUAAAAUAAAAUACAAAUAUAUAUA